This is a messenger RNA of Suillus subaureus, 331 nucleotides long. RefSeq lists its product as uncharacterized. The transcript has 2 exons. Lineage: Eukaryota; Fungi; Basidiomycota; Agaricomycetes; Boletales; Suillaceae. The coding region runs from base 70 to 222 and encodes 50 amino acids. The record is from RefSeq and is a predicted model, not a curated record.
GAAGCGCCCAAGCAUCAUCUGCCUCGGGUCACAUCCCGUGACUCUCAAACAACAUUUCCAAUAUAUGACAUGUUCAUCAGUUGCUGCAGUUCCUGCAUUCGAGUCUGCAUUCUCCAUUUCGUUAUAACAUCUUCUGCCUUCGUCAUUUGCCCACAAAUAGGUGUGUGUGUCGCCUUGGGAGAUAAAGAUGCAUCGACUUCUUUAAUCUUUCAUUUGAUAUAGACUUGUAGAUGGUUCCGCAACCGCUGAUAUUCCGAAGGUCACAUUCGUCGCCCACCGCUCCACCCCUAACAAUCCACGUAGCACGCAUCAUCCCAGCUGCUCGUGCACC